CUCAAUGUUCCUUAUUCUCUUCCCCUUCUUCUCCUUCUUCUCUUUUGUAUCCUUCUCCUCCCUCUCCUCCUCCUUCUUCUCCUUCUUCUCCUUCUUGUCCUUUUUCUUCUUCUUCACCGAAGAAUCUCCCCCCACAUCCUCAUUCUCCCGCCUGCUCUUCUUCUUCUUUCCGUCCUCCGCAGUUUCGGCAUCCUCCUCGAGCUUCCGCUUAUUCUUUUUCCGUUCGUCCUUUCCUUCGGCGCUCUGUUUUCGCUUCUGUGGCUUCUCAGCGGUGAUGGCGUCGGAGGACAUUGUUGCGACGCGGUUGUGGAUUUUGUCGCAGGUACGUUCGCAAAACCCAAAAAUCUGAAGCGUGCCAAGUGAUGGAU
Tricharina praecox is the source of this 368-nucleotide messenger RNA. RefSeq lists its product as uncharacterized. The record is from RefSeq and is a predicted model, not a curated record. NCBI's taxonomy places the organism in Eukaryota, Fungi, Ascomycota, Pezizomycetes, Pezizales, Pyronemataceae. The transcript has a single exon. The coding region runs from base 5 to 349 and encodes 114 amino acids.